Messenger RNA from Gigantopelta aegis, 2881 nucleotides. Its product is annotated as protein FAM207A-like. The transcript is spliced from 6 exons. Gene Ontology annotation, cellular component: preribosome, small subunit precursor; 90S preribosome; nucleolus. Bases 2 to 688 code for a protein of 228 amino acids. Gene Ontology annotation, biological process: maturation of SSU-rRNA from tricistronic rRNA transcript (SSU-rRNA, 5.8S rRNA, LSU-rRNA). The record is from RefSeq and is a predicted model, not a curated record. NCBI's taxonomy places the organism in Eukaryota, Metazoa, Mollusca, Gastropoda, Neomphalida, Peltospiridae.
GAUGCGCCCACAAAAUAGUAAAAUUUACAAACAAUUUCAAUUAAUUGACGAAAUGGGAAAAUUGAAGAGAAAGAAGCAGAGACUCCAUGUGUCAGCUGUACGACAAAGUCCACUGAAGGGGUCCACGACACCAGUUCAGUCACCACCAGAAGAGCAGGACACUAAUGAAGUCAGUACUGUUAAUGUUACACGAAGCAGCAACUUGUUUUCCGGUUUGAACAUCGAUCCACAACUUCUCUCGAAGAAGCUGCCAGCCGAUUUCGACAUGCGCAGCACGAUCACCAACAAAUCUCUGAAGGGUCUCAACCUGAAGAAGAAGGAGAGGAAGAAGAUCAAACAUGACACGUGGAUGCACAAAAUCAACAGUAUUCAGGUGGCUAAAAAACAAGAAAAGGAGAAGAAACGGAGACAGAAAACUGUUAUUGUAGGUGACAUGUCAGUCAUUGAAGAUGCGCUGCCAACACUGGAGCUCUUGAUGAAAGGGUCGGAUUCAAAAACAGAUAAAAGUGACAAAGUGACAAAGGUUCGUGGCAUUGCAAAGGAAAAGACACGCCAGAAACAAAUGUUGAAGGACAUAUCUAUGUUCCAGGAAGUUCUCGAACAUCCAGCGUUCAAGGAGAACCCGACUGCCACGAUCGCUGAACACUUGAGAAAUAAACUCAAACAGGAAGAAGAAAUGGAUACGUGAUGCGCAGAAUAGGGCCUCCAUGAGUACAAAAUAUUGUACUCGAGGGUCAAACUCAAUCUGGACCCAAGUACCAAUGAUUACACUUGAUGAUAAUGAGACUAAGGAAUAAAGUAAAAUAGCAUUAGGCAUCUUAAUUCCACUGCUGAACAUGGAUGUCAAAUCAUGCCAUUAUAAUACUGCAUUCCAAACAUUCAACUUUUGUUUUCCCUUCAUGUCUCAUAGCUCUAUAAUGUAACUGACGGCAAGCAUACGUGUAUAUGGCAAAAUGAUGUAAAACAAAAUAUAAUUAAAUGAAAGUACUCUUCCUUGGACAGGUACUCGAGUCCUGUGAAUGGAUUUGAGUCUUGCUUCACUCGGCCUGUGCCAGAGUACUCGUGGAGACCCUAACACAGUAGGGACAGAUGCCCGGUGUUUCUAAGGAAAGGGGUGUAUUUCCAAUAAAAUGCACCUACUGUAUUCCAAAGUACACUAUUAUCGUGCUUAUAUCCAAUUAAUUUCAAGCAUGCUGUCCUGGGUACACAACUCCACUAUCUGGGCUGUCUGUCCAGGACAGUGGGUUAAUUGUUAGUGGUUAGUGAGAGAAAAGAGGGUGUAGUGGCCUCACACCUACCCAUUGAGUCGACAAAACUUGCUCUGGGUGGGAGCCAGUACAUAUUAGCCUUGUGUCCGAUAGCUUGACCACGACACCACCGAGGACGGUAAUAUGCAUAAUGUAUAGGCAAGCUUUUAACACAAGUGACCAGCCCAGUAAACCUACACCAGACAACAUACACGUGGAAAAAAAACGGCUUUAAUUUUCAAGAAGACUUUUUACCCAUAGGCAUAGAGGCUCCCAUUUCUGUACAACCACAUUUAUUCAUAUUAGCAUAACUUCCAAACAGCUAUAUAGCAUUGCAAACGAAUCAGUAAGCAUUUUGCAUGGUUUAUAACUAAUUUUGAGAGUAGAAUGAUAGAAUUCCAUAGUAAGAAGGUCUCAGAUUAGCACAUUAAAUUUUUGCCUAAAUAUUUGUAUAAUUUUUUUGCCUGAAUUUGAUAUUUUGAUUUUGCUCCAGCACUAGAGUUUGGGGGUGGGGGUGGGUGGGCAACGUUAUAUAGCUGUUUGGUAGUAAUGCUAAUAUGAAUACAUUUUAACGUUUUCGUUUAAUUCUGGCGAAAGCCACCCCUGUCUUGUACGCUUAUGUUUCUACCAAGUGUCAUCUCUGAAGAACAGGACUGAUUGCCCAUUGCCAAAUUAGCCAAUUGCUUUUUUUAUUAUGCAAAUUGGCUACUAUAUUUAGUAUUUGCUAAUAAAAAAUGUUUGAAUUAGCCAGUUUUUAAUCAUUUUCAAACAGAUACCCUAUAUAUUGAAAAAUUGGCUAAAACAAAAAGUUAAAGUUUGUUUUGUUUAAUGACACCAUUAGAGCACAUUAAUUUAUUAAUCAUCAACUAUUGGACAUCAAACAUUGGUAAUUCUGACAUAGUCUUACAGAGGAUAUCUGUUGCAUUUUUCUCUAAGAUUAGUAGCAAGGGAUCUAUUACAUGCACCAUCCCACAGACAGGAUAGCACAUACCAUAGCCUUUGAUAUACCAGUCAUGGUGCACUGGCUGAACAAGAUAUAGCUCAAUGGGCAACUUCUAUAAUGUUUGCCAGGAAUACAAAUGCUUAGUUACUGAUGACCUUGUUGCUCAAGCGUAUUAUGUGUGUGUUUUUGUUUCUCUCCAAGUAAGAUUAAGGAAAAGAGUGGCAGGGUAGCAUAUACUAUGUAUAGCAUUUUCUGUUACCAGUUGUAAAUGGAGCAGUCAUUGGAAUGGGAGAAAAAAAUCUCAAUAGUCAACAGAGGCGAAUUGAUAUUUCAACAGCAUGAAUCUUAUUCUUAAUGUGUUUAUUGUUGAGACAGAUGACAGUCACAAGCUAUUAUAAUAAAAUGUCAUUAUUAUGCAUGUACAUUAAAACAACUCAUGCAGUCACCUUCAUUCUAUGCCAAAUCAUCUAACUCCAUACAUUUCAGUCAUCUGAUAUCAAGCAGCCGUGUGUACCCUUGUUUCCUUGGGUUGCUGCUUAAAAUGAAAUUUGAAUCAUAUACAGAUAUUUCGUAUUUGUAAUUUACCACAAUUACCUGCCAUAGACGGGCUGCAUGUUAAUAUUUCGAACCAUGAUGCUGUGUGUACAUUUUGUUUUGUACAUGUGUAUAAAUUAAACUACUGUGUUUUUGG